GGGAUGAAGAUCUGGAAGGUUACAGGUGCAAAUUCAAUUGUAUUGAUAAAACCAUUAAAAGUGAAGUUAUGAAUAUGAAAUUUGAUGAAUUGAAUCAAAAGAAUGAAUAUUGCAAUAUAUCUGAUGAUGAAAAGAGAGCAAUUGUUGGGAUAGACAACCAUUGGUGGAAUGAAUCAGAGAUUGAGAUCGAUCAAAUGUUGCUAACCUUGAGAAACGAUAUUAACGGUAGAAGUG
Racocetra persica is the source of this 234-nucleotide messenger RNA. The record is from the annotation of a GenBank genome assembly. NCBI's taxonomy places the organism in Eukaryota, Fungi, Glomeromycota, Glomeromycetes, Diversisporales, Gigasporaceae.